AUGGUUGAAUCAAAGCAAGCCCAUCUUCAGCUCUUAGUUUUUACUUUUUUUCUUCUCUACUGGCAUCCAACACUGAUUAGAGCUAAAGAAGCUGAGCAUGAGUUUGAUUAUAAGGAAGGGAGUAAGAAGGGACCAGAACACUGGGGAGAGUUUAAGAAAGAAUGGGCACGAUGCAAGGAUGGGAAAUUUCAAUCACCAAUAGGUUUGUCGGAUGAUCAUGUCACCAAAGUGACCCCAAGUUUAGAGGAUCUUAAAAUGAGUUAUAAGCCUUCAAAUGCAACUGUCAAGAACGAAGGUCCCUAUCUUGCGAUCGAAUGGGAAGGUGAUGCUGGAUCAAUCAAAAUCAACGGCACAGAUUACUUCUUCAAACAAUGUCAUUGGCACACCCCCUCUGAGCAUUCCAUUAAUGGCAUAAGGUAUGAUCUGGAACUGCACAUGGUUCAUCAAAGCACCGACCCGAAAAUAAAGAACAGUAUUGCUGUACUCGCAUUUCUAUACCACAUUGGCAACCCCAACUUUUUUCUCUCAAAGGUGAACAAAGAUAUAAUGUCUGAGGUUGCUACAAAGGAGGUACACUUGGGAGUGACUGAUCCAAGGGAAAUAAAAUGGACUAGCUUCAGUUUUUACAGAUACAUUGGAUCACUCACAUCCCCUCCUUGCACUGAAGGAGUUAUUUGGACCAUAAACGAAAGGGUAAAACAUGUUUCAAGAGAACAAGUGGAGUUACUUCAAGAAGCUGUGGAUGAUUAUGCAGAGAUGAAUACAAGACCAUUACAACCUCUCAAUGACAGAGAAAUCAAGCACUAUGGCCUGUCGUUAACUGAUGCACCAAGCCCCCAUGAGGGCAACCACGGCCCCAAGCAAUAUAGGUCAGUUAGUGCACAAAGCCCCAAGGAAUCUGGCUCAAAUAAUGCACCAAAACCAAGCCACCCAGAGGGUAACCAAAGCCCUAAGCAAUCUCUCAGAUUAUUUACGCACAUAACAGUGUGUAUCUUCACAUAUCUUCUCUAA
Prunus dulcis (almond) is the source of this 1011-nucleotide messenger RNA. Its product is annotated as alpha carbonic anhydrase 4-like. Bases 1 to 1011 code for a protein of 336 amino acids. The record is from RefSeq and is a predicted model, not a curated record. The transcript has 7 exons. Lineage: Eukaryota; Viridiplantae; Streptophyta; Magnoliopsida; Rosales; Rosaceae. Gene Ontology annotation, molecular function: zinc ion binding; carbonate dehydratase activity.